Messenger RNA from Babesia bigemina, 675 nucleotides. RefSeq lists its product as hypothetical. The coding region runs from base 1 to 675 and encodes 224 amino acids. The record is from RefSeq and is a predicted model, not a curated record. NCBI's taxonomy places the organism in Eukaryota, Apicomplexa, Aconoidasida, Piroplasmida, Babesiidae. Gene Ontology annotation, molecular function: acyltransferase activity, transferring groups other than amino-acyl groups. The transcript is spliced from 2 exons.
AUGGCGUCGCUAAGUUCUGUGACGCAGGAUUUGGCUGAGAAGCUGCACAUAUCGGCGGACAAGCAGGAGGACCACGAGCAGCCGACCGCCGGGGUGGAAUCGUACCACGUCCUCAACGAGCGGGCCAUACACAUCCACGACUUGACCAAGCACACUCUGCGCCAGGCCUGGCUGUUGCUCGUCCAUUCGGUACCGUACAAAUUCGACGCGUACCUUGAGGAAGGAGCUAUAUUUCCAGACGUCCGGCCGUUUGCAAGGUACACCAACUACUCGUCCAUGCUCUACAUGUUCAAUAACGCGGUGGCACUCGCAUUAUGCGACGUGGUGAAGUAUGAGUGGCCCGCCGCAACGAAGAAACUCUUCGGUAAGGGUACAGGGCGGCCGAAACCCGAGCCAUACGCCGUGGUGAUUAUGGCGCUGGCUGCACUGCCGAAGUACCGUGGCGUGAACGUGUCUAAGCGUUUGUUCGACUAUACCGUGAAGAAGGCGAACGAGGCACGGAUUUUCAAACUGUUCGCGCUGACGGACGAGCAGGGUGCGGCACUCUACGCCAAGAUGGGAUUCACCCCGUGCGACGACUCACCGGUUAAGCUUGGCGACCUCAAGGUCACCGACGAGUCCUCGAACCCAUGCAGCUUUACGGUUAUGCAGUACACCAACAUGGGCGCAAAUUAA